AUGGCGUCUUCUUCACCUUCUUCUCGUCAAACGAAGCACCAAGUUUUCUUGAGCUUCAGAGGUGAAGACACGCGCCUUAACUUCACCAGUCAUCUACUCAAAGCUUUGAAAGACACGGGACUGAAUGUCUUCUUCGAUGAAGAAACAUUGGAAAGAGGGGAGCAAAUAUCACCAGCACUUUCAAAUGCAAUUAUGGCCUCAAAUCUCUCGAUCAUCAUUUUAUCUAAAGACUAUGCUUCUUCGAAAUCAUGCUUGGCUGAAAUUUCUUGCAUCAUGUACUGCAAGCACACUCGACGACAAAUUGUUCUUCCCAUCUUUUACCAUGUUGAUCCUUUUGAUGUGCGGAACCUUGGUGGCAGUUUCAAAACAUCCUUUAGUGACCAUGAAUCAAAAAGUCUAGAUCAAGUACGACGAUGGAAAAAAGCCUUUGCUGACGUCGGUAAAUUAAAAGGGUGGCAUAUUGAAGGUGGCAAGUUCGACAGACCUGAAACCAAGUACAUCAAGGAUAUCGUUGAAUAUGUUACAAAAAAGCUGAUGAAUAACAAAUCCAGUACUGCUUUUGAAGAAUUGGUUGGAAUAGAUUAUCAGAAAAAGACAAUCUUGAAGCUAAUUAAUCAAAAAGAUUGCCGCGUAAUAGGGCUUUGGGGAAUGGCUGGUAUAGGCAAAACUACUCUUGCUAAUGUUGUAUAUCAUGAAAUCUGUUCAAAGUUUAAAAGUUGUUGGUUUCUUCAAAAUGUUAGAGAGAAAAUACGCCAACAAGGGAUGGAGUCUUUACGAAAUAACUUUGUUUCUAAAAUAUUAAACCAGCAAAUUGAUAUACUUACCCCCUCGAUAGGGUCCGCUUUUAUCCGAGAGAGGCUCAACAAUAAAAAAGUAAUUGUUGUUGUUGAUGAUGUUGAUGACCCAGACCUAAUAGAUUACUUGGGUGUUAAACAUUUUGGUGAUGGAAGUAAAAUCAUUCUAAUAUCUAGAGAUAGACAAGUUCUCAAGAAUGGAGGAGCUGACAAAAUACACAAGGUAAAUAGGUUAAAUGAGAAAAGCUCUCUUCAACUUUUUUCUACAUUUGCAUUUAAGCAGUUGAAUCCUACUGCUAAUUUUCGAGAUCUAUCGAACCAAUUUGUAAGAUAUGCCCAAGGCAAUCCACUUGCUCUUAAGGUUUUGGGUUGUAAACUAUAUACGAAAUCUAGAAAAGAGUGGGAGAGCGAGGUGGAUAGACUAAAGGAAUAUGGCCAACCAAAAAUAUCACAAAUUUUAAAGAGUAGCUUUGAUGAGCUAGGUGAACUAGAGAAGAAUUUAUUUCUUGACAUAGCAUGUUUCUUCAAAGGGAAAUAUAAGGAAGAAGUAGAAGAUAUUCUAUGUUCCUUGUAUAAUGGUGCAGUGUGUGGAAUAAGCAAUUUGGUGGAUAAAUGCCUACUUGACAUCAUCCAUUUUCAAGAUAUGCUUGAGGAAGAUCUCAGACUGUUUCGCCCAACAUUUGCAGCAGAACGUGUAGUCGAUUUUUCCACAGCAUGUGCAGCAGGACCUCUAAUAAUUUCUAUGCAUGAUAUUCUUGAAGAGAUGGGCAAGGAUAUUAUUCGCCAAGAAGCUAUAGGCAUUGGAAAUUGCAGUAGACUAUGGAGUCCCAAUAAUGUGCAUCAAAUGCUGAGAUACAAUAAAAAAGGAAAUGAAGCAAUUAAAGGAAUAAAGUUAGACAUGUCUCAAAUUGAUAAUUUAAAGUUAUCUCCUACUGUUUUUGAGAAUAUGCUAAAUCUUAGAUUUAUCCACUUUUAUUUUCCUCGAAAAUUUGGGGAAUGUUGGAAUAACAAGCUACUUGCAGACCAAGUUGAUAUUGUAUCUCUUCCUGAUGAGCUAAGGUAUCUUUGUUGGGAGUGUUACCCGUUCAAAUCUUUAUCCUCAAGUUUUAAUCCAAAAAAUCUUGUUGUAUUGAAAUUACCACAUGGUGAUAUGGAACAACUUUGGAAUGGAGAUAAUCAUCAGGAUCUUGUUAGUUUAAAGGAAAUUGACCUUUUUGAUUGCAAGAAUUUAAGAAAGAUUCCUAGUCUACUCGGGGCAAUCAACCUUAAAAGCCUUUGCUGUAGGGGGUGCGAAAGUUUGGUUGAACUUCCUUGCCUAACCCAUUUGGCUUCUCUUAAAAGUUUUGAUCUUCAUGGAUGUCAUAACCUCAAGAAGAUUCCUGAGAUCCCAAGUCAUUUUCAUUACUUGGAUUUAGAAGGAACGGGAAUAGAGGAAGUGCCUGAUUCAAUUGAACAUCUCAUCUGGCUUAGACAAUUACGGUUGAGUAACUCAAGGGUUAAAAAUGUGUCCAACAAUAUUUUGAAGUUGGAAUCCCUUAAUGAUUUGGAUCUUAGUCAUUGCCCAAUCUCCAAAUUUCCAGAAAUCCCCAAAAGCUUACGUAGAUUGAACUUAUCAAAGACUCAAAUUGAACAAGUGUCCUUGUCUUUCGACUACAUAGGUAUUCUUGCAGACUUAGAUAUGAGCGGCUCAGGUAUUCAAAAGCUACAGUGCUAUAUUUCCCUCUCUGGUUCAAGAAAGAUUCCAACCAUUGAUGUGCCCUCAUCAAUCUUAUCGUUUAAAAGCCUUCGAAAUUUGAGGAUGAACCAUUGCAAGAGCCUUAAAUUACUCUUAGAUCUUCCACCAUAUUUAUGGCGCUUGGAUGCACAUGACUGCCCAUCAUUAGAAAAAGUGUCGUUCAUACAACAACACGGUUUUCUUGGUGGGGCUUAUGAGUUAAGCAUGAUGUUCUCCAAUUGCUCUAAUUUGAAUCAAGACUCAAUUGAUAGCAUUGAGGCAAAUGCCAUGUUCAAAAUUGGAUCUAUAGCAGAGAAAUGGAGAGGGCAAAAUAUUUUUUUUCCAAGAGCAUCGGUUUGUUGUUUCCCGGGAACCGAAAUUUCAGCAAAUAAGUUCGAGUCCCAGAACGUGUAUUCUUCCUUAACAUUGAAGAUAGCUCCAAAUGUGUGUGGUAAGAGAAGAUUCUUGGCUUUUGCUAUCUGCCUUGUGGCCGAUCUCACCCACUGUAGUGGCUUCAAAGAACUUGAACUUACCUGUGAAUACCAACUGACAGUCUCUAGUUGUAGUGAUGGUGGUGGUGGUUAUGAAAAGUUCAAAAGUGUGUUAUAUGACGGUGGGAGUUUAAAGUCAGAGUGGAACUGCAUGGGUGAUCACGUAUUGAUUCUAUUUCAAAAGGAUAUGAUUAAAGAAGACAAGAAUUAUGAAGAGGCAACAUUUGAAUUCUACAUCAGAAGUUAUAGCUACAAUGAAGAGGGUGAAAAAAUAUGUCUCCAUGAUUUCAAGGUGAAGAAAUGCGGCGUUCAUGUAUUUUACGUGGAUGCAAAGAGUGACGCAGAUGCUACUGAAAAGAGAGUUGCUGGAAACAAAAGAAGCUUUAGCCAUGAUGGUGAAGAAGGGGAUGGAGGACUUAAAAGAUUGAACUAG
This is a messenger RNA of Gossypium raimondii (Peruvian cotton), 3432 nucleotides long. Its product is annotated as disease resistance-like protein DSC1. Gene Ontology annotation, biological process: defense response; signal transduction. The transcript is spliced from 5 exons. The record is from RefSeq and is a predicted model, not a curated record. Gene Ontology annotation, molecular function: ADP binding; protein binding. Bases 1 to 3432 code for a protein of 1143 amino acids. NCBI's taxonomy places the organism in Eukaryota, Viridiplantae, Streptophyta, Magnoliopsida, Malvales, Malvaceae.